Prorocentrum cordatum is the source of this 954-nucleotide messenger RNA. Lineage: Eukaryota; Dinophyceae; Prorocentrales; Prorocentraceae. The record is from the annotation of a GenBank genome assembly.
AUGGCGACCACGCCAGGCACGCCGCCAUACCCCCCUCCGCCAGGCACGCCGCCAUGCCCCCCUCCGCCGUGCUCCGACGAUGACGAGCACCGCAGCCGGUCGCCGCGCAGGCGCGAGGGGGCCAGCGCGGAGCAGGCGAACAGCGCCGCGCGUCUCCCAGACAGCUCGAUGCGGGCGGCGCUGGACGAAGCGACGAAGGCCUUGACGCAGGCCAUGCAGACCAGCGGGCAACUGACGGACGCAAUUGUGCCAGCCCUGAUCACCAACAGAGAGCUGGCGAAGGCCCUUGUGACAGCCCUGAUGAGCACCCUGGUGACAAGCAACAGCGACCUGUUCAAGACCGUGCGCGAGCUGACGGCCCGAGUCGAGACGCUCGAGGGGAAAGUCAAAUUGAUCGAGGCCCACAGCCCGAAGGACGACGAUAAGGACAACGACGAGGGCGGUGACGCGGGCUCCAAGGGCGGCAAGGGCGGCGGCGCGCCGAAUCACGACAGCUCCAAUGCGGGCGACGACUCCAAGGGCGGCGAGGGCGAUGGCGCGCCGAAUGACGACAGCUCCAAGACGGGCGACAACUCCAAGGGGGGCGACGACUCGAAGGGCAACGACGCCGACAGCCUCAUGCCAUACGAUGGUCCCAGGCAGCACGUCAUCCACUACGAUUGCGGGUUCAGCGACUUGGACGUCCUCCUCCAGGUGGCCCUGCAGUUAAAGAACGGCCCCUGCGACGAGCUGGGCCACAACGGCUUGAGCGGCAAGGGCGACUACAGCUCGGACAGCACGGGCGGCUCGGGCGAGGGCGAGGAGCUCAUCAGCGACAUCUUCGAGCGCGUGGCGAAGAAGGAGAAGGAGGCUAAGACUACCUGGGCGACGUGCUCGCACUGCGGGCUCAACCAGGUCGCUGGCUCGCGCGGCGGCAACUGUGUCAUGUGCAACUGGCCCGUGCUCUACAACUGA